Molecule: messenger RNA, 1473 nt
Organism: Carlito syrichta (Philippine tarsier)
Lineage: Eukaryota; Metazoa; Chordata; Mammalia; Primates; Tarsiidae
Gene: DCUN1D2
Product: defective in cullin neddylation 1 domain containing 2
Exons: 7
Coding region: 57-791 (244 amino acids)
Biological process (GO): positive regulation of ubiquitin-protein transferase activity; protein neddylation
Cellular component (GO): ubiquitin ligase complex
Molecular function (GO): ubiquitin-like protein binding; ubiquitin conjugating enzyme binding; cullin family protein binding
Source: RefSeq, a predicted model, not a curated record
CUGUGUCAUGCUGGCACAAGCUGAAGGCAUCUCAGAGAGACAAGGUUCGCCAGUUCAUGGCGUGUACCCAGGCCGGCGAAAGGACUGCCAUCCGCUGCCUGACGCAGAGCGAGUGGAGGCUGGACGAGGCCACGGACGACUUCUUCCAGAAGCCAGCCCCAGCCCCCAGGGAGCCCACGCCGGGCACCAUGGACAGGAAGAGGCUGGAGCACCUCUACAGCAGGUACAGAGACCCACAAGAUGAAAACAAAAUUGGAAUUGAUGGCAUUCAACGGUUUUGUGAUGACUUAAGCCUAGAUCCUGCCAGUAUGAGUGUUCUGGUCAUAGCCUGGAAGUUCAGGGCGGCAACUCAAUGUGAAUUUAGCAGAAAGGAAUUUGUGGAUGGCAUGACAGAGCUUGGGUGUGACAGCACGGAAAAGCUGAAGGCUCUUCUGCCACGGCUGGAACAGGAGCUUAAGGACACGGCCAAGUUCAAGGACUUUUAUCAGUUUACCUUUUCCUUUGCUAAGAACCCUGGGCAGAAAGGCUUAGACUUAGACAUGGCUGUGGCGUAUUGGAAGCUGGUGUUAUCUGGAAGGUUUAAGUUCCUGGACCUUUGGAACACGUUCUUGCUGGAACAUCACAAAAGGUCGAUCCCCAGAGACACGUGGAACCUCCUGCUGGAUUUUGGAAACAUGAUUGCAGAUGACAUGUCCAACUACGACGAGGAAGGAGCGUGGCCAGUCCUGAUCGACGAUUUUGUGGAAUACGCACGGCCCGUCGUCACGGGUGGGAAGCGCAGGCCUUUCUAGACAGAGCCGUGCGGACCAGGCUGUGGGUGUUGCGUCUGCAAGGGCUCACCUCGCUGGCUGGGAGUUGCCUGGCCUGUCGUGAAGUCAGGGUGACCGUCUCACUCUGCAGAGGACGGCGGUACAGGCGUGUGGACCCCGCAGGCCAGUCCUCGAGAAAUAGCCGCUUUGGAGUUUGGAGAUGUGUCCGCAUAGCCGUUGCUUUAAGAGAAUUCUGCAUGACUCUGUUUACAAAAUGUGCCAUAGAGCCGCUGGCACCGGCGGGGUGCAGGCCCUGCUCACCUGACGAGGUGCGAGCCCGCUGUCAGCCACUCGCCUGCAGAAGUGGGACAGCAGAGAGCAGUGAUGGCAUCCUCUGUGAGACCUAUGUUCUUGCAAGGUCAAGGUCGGAGUGAGGAGGGUCCUGCCCUGAGGAUGGUGUCUCUAAGCCUGGUGCCAGGACUCCAGGAUUUCUGUUUUUGAAUGACCGUUCGCCACGUUUGCCAGACUGUUGUUCUGUUUCUCUAGAUGGUCCCCUGAAAUCAUUUUCCAGCUUUGGACCCCAUGACGGCUCACGUGGGACAGCCAUGCGGCAUGGUCCCAGCAGAGUUUGCGCUAAGCUGCUUACAAGUCCGUGGCCCUAGUUCACUUCCAAUAAUGUCCUCGAACUUCCCAGGAAGUUUCAUAAAGUAUGUAUUUAAAAGUA